Molecule: messenger RNA, 1989 nt
Organism: Prorocentrum cordatum
Lineage: Eukaryota; Dinophyceae; Prorocentrales; Prorocentraceae
Source: the annotation of a GenBank genome assembly
AGGGAUGCCGGCGCGUUCCUGGCGGGGAGCAGCCAGUCCGAGAGGACGGUGGAGCUCGCGCUCGCCAUGAGCUCCGAUCGCGAGGGCAUGUUGUCAUUCGCCUCGAAUGUGAGGGCAGCGCUGACGGCCCUGUGCCAGGCGAAGGACGCACGGGAGUCCUCGCCCCUGCUGGAGGCGGCCCUGGCGCAGAGUCGUCUGGACAUCGGGGGCCUUGUAGCGCUUGUGCAGGAGAUCUGGGAGCUGCACGCCUAUUUCGUGUUCCUCGACGUCAAGGGCGACCAAGCUCUUCUGGAGACGGCGGCGGCACAGCUCUGCCGAGCCCUCCGGUGUACAGCGGAGGACCUGGUCCUCGGCUUGGCGCGCACGGGGCACUGGGUAGAGCAGGCCCUUGGCAUGCUCUCAGAGCAGGCGUGCGGCGAGAUGCUUCAGCGGUGUCACGCGAGGGCGCUGCAGCAGUGGCGAGCAGCAUGGGCGGAGCGUGUGCAGAGUUCGCAGGAUCUGCAGCCGCAGCAUAUGUUCGGUGCCAGUGGUGGGAAGCAGGAAGAGCUGUUUUGGGCGAGCUGCUUUCAGCAACGAGGGUCGGUCACGUGGGCAGUCUUCCUGGACGGGUUCGAGCGUUUCCAUCUGCGCGGCAGGUGCCCCGCGGACAUCGCCGAUCAGCUUCGUGCCGAGCUCGGUCCAGAUCUCGUGCACGUUGUGCGGCGCUCGGAUUGGCACGCCUUUGUCAAGGAGCACGGCGACGCCGCCAGCCUCGUCGACUGUCUUCUGAGCAAGGUGCUAGCCGACAUCGCCGACAGAGUCUAUCGCAGCCAGCCUCUGGACGCGGGGCUGCUCGUGGGGGAGGCCGAGCGCGACUGGGGUCAGGUGGAGCCGUUCCCGCAGGCUUCGAUCGUCACGCCCCUGGAUCCUGGUGGCACCUGCCUGCCCAUCGAGGAGGGCAAGCACGUCACCUGGGACGCCUUCUGCAGGCAGCUCGCCGAGAGAACGCCCUGCUGGUGGAGGGCGGGCGGCGGGCCGGCGCCGCACCAGCGGGCGCUGCAGGCCCGGGCCUUUGCGGCGGUGAGCAGCGGCCUGGCGUGCACGCGCCGGGCGCUGGUGCUGAGGGCGGUGAGCGGCAGUCUCGCGAGCGGCGGGUCGGCGCGUGCGCCAGGAGCACCUGAGCGGGCUGCCGCUCCCAUCGAAGACCAGAAGGAGGCUGCGGAGCUCCCGGCCGUAGUAGUCACGGCCAACGUCGGACAGCCGAGUGGAGUGGCGCAGGUGCUGGAUUUGUCAAUGAACGUCCCCAUCGCCUUGCGCUCGCACUUCGACGUCGUCUACGAGCCCACCACCGACCGCUACUCCAUCAUGGAUGUUGGCUCAAAGUGGGGCACCUUUGUGAAGGUCACUGGCCAGCUCUGCCUAAGUUGUGGAGACUGGAUCCGUCUUGGUAACGUCGAGCUUGUGAUCCGCUGCUGCGGAGGCGGCUGCGCCAACCACCGAUGUCACGCUAACACGGUAGGUUCGCUGCGGAAGUUCGGCAGGCACCGUUCCAGUCCCGAGAGCGCCAGCGCCGAGUGGUGUUGCGACGCGCGAGAGGCGGAGGAAGUUCUGCCGAGAGGGCUUGGCAGCGUCCGAGCGCCAGGCUGGCAUACGCGCUCGGAGCAGAUCACUGUGCCGCCCCUUGAGAUCGUGUUCGUCACAGGCCCGCGCAUGGGCGAGAAGCUCGUCCUGACGAAGCGGGUGAACACCAUGGGCCGCAGCAACACGGCGACAGUGCAGAUCACCGACGCAGUCUUGACCAACAUCUCCAGGGUUCACUGCGUUUUCGAGUGCAUCGGAGGCCUGUGGCACCUCCGCGACAACGGCUCCACCAACGGGACCUGGCAGCGCCUCUCCUGCGUGCUGCAGCCGUCUGCGCCGAAGCCCCUGUCUGCCGGCAUGUCGGUGCUGGCUGGCGCGCUCGAGUUCCUGGUCGAGGGUCGCCUUGAGCCGACUUCAAGCGCGACCUGA